Molecule: messenger RNA, 2690 nt
Organism: Cynoglossus semilaevis (tongue sole)
Lineage: Eukaryota; Metazoa; Chordata; Actinopteri; Pleuronectiformes; Cynoglossidae
Gene: acss3
Product: acyl-CoA synthetase short chain family member 3
Exons: 16
Coding region: 223-2304 (693 amino acids)
Cellular component (GO): mitochondrial matrix
Molecular function (GO): propionate-CoA ligase activity
Source: RefSeq, a predicted model, not a curated record
GGAUGAUUGUGUGUGUGAGACAGUUGUAACUUGAAGAAAAAGGAAAUCGAUUACAUCCAGUUCAUAGUUCAAUCUUCAAGUAAAUGGGAAGAAUCCUGCAGAAUUCUGCACUGCCUUUAGGUGGCUGCAGGUGACGUCAGCGGGGUAUUAACACUCCGCAGGAACGAGAGAAAACAUAGAAGAGAGAGAAUUUAUAAGAAAGGAUUUUUAGAAUCUUCAGACAUGCAUUUCCCUGUGCGACACAUUCUUCGUCUGAGUGGACAGAGGGGCAGCGGCGGCCGGAAGUUGUGUAGCGUUGCUGCUGCUGCACAACAACAACAACACAAGCUACAUCUACAACAACGUGUCUCGACAGCAAUACCAUCGCAAAUCACGCACAUCUGCAGAAACUAUGCGACCGACAACUUAUACAGCCGAACCUUCGCCUCAGCCAAGGACCAUCCGGAACAGUUCUGGUCUGACGUGGCCCGGGACAUACACUGGUUCCAGCCCUGGACGCAAACAUUGCGUCUCGAGGAUCCGGUUUUCCCAAACUGGUUUGUCGGUGGACAGUUGAACAUGUGCUACAAUGCUGUGGACCGUCACGUAGAGAGCGGCCGUGGAGACCAGCCCGCCAUCAUCUACGACAGUCCAGUGACGGGAACCAAACAGAUCAUCACCUACAGGGAACUUCAGGAGCAGGUGUCCAAGUUGGCAGGAGUCCUGGUGAAGAAUGGGGUACAGAAAGGAGAUGUGGUGGUCAUCUACAUGCCCAUGGUUCCCCAGGCCAUGUUCACCAUGUUGGCCUGUGCACGGAUCGGCGCUCCGCACAGCCUUAUCUUUGGAGGCUUCGCUUCCAAGGAGCUCUCCGUCCGAAUCGACCACGCUAAGCCAAAACUGAUGGUAACUUCCUCCUUUGGCAUUGAGCCUGGCAGAAGGGUGCAGUACAUCCCUCUGGUGGAGAAAGCUCUGGAGCUCAGCUCUCACAAGCCCUCCAAGGUUCUCGUCUACAACAGGCCAAACAUGGAAAAAGUGUCUCUAAAGUCAGAGCUGAGUCUCGACUGGGAUGAAGAAAUGGCCACAGCUCGACCACAUGACUGCGUUCCUCUGUCCUCCAACCAUCCACUCUACGUCCUCUACACCUCUGGUACCACUGGAACACCAAAGGGUAUAGCGCGAGGCACUGCCGGCCAUGCUGUGAUGCUUAAGUGGACCAUGUCAAAUAUUUAUGGACUCAGUCCCGGAGAAGUUUGGUGGGCAGCAUCAGACCUGGGCUGGGUGGUUGGACAUUCGUAUAUCUGUUACGCUCCUCUUCUGCAUGGUAACACCACCAUUCUCUAUGAGGGGAAGCCUGUUGGGACUCCAGACCCCGGAUCGUUCUUCCGUGUGCUGUCGGAUCACGGAGCCUCCUCCAUGUUCACGGCGCCCACUGCUCUCAGGGCCAUUAGACAGCAAGACCCACAAGCUGAAAUUGGCAAGAAAUAUCCGCUUACCAGGUUGCGGUCAAUGUUUUUGGCUGGAGAGCGAUGCGACGUAGAGACAUUAGAAUGGGCAAAGAAAAGCUUUGGAGUUCCAGUCCUGGAUCACUGGUGGCAGACAGAAACUGGUUCACCUAUCACUUCGACUUGUAUCGGUUUGGGAAACUCACUCACGCCCCCUGCAGGCCAAGCUGGACGACCCGUUCCUGGUUACAAUGUCACCGUGAUCGAUGAUGUCAAGCAAAGCGUUCAGCCGAGGACUCUGGGAAACAUUGUGGUCAAGCUGCCGUUACCACCAGGUGCCGCUCUGUCGCUGUGGCAGAACGAAGAUCUGUUCAGAAAAACCUACUUCAGUAAAUUCCCGGGUUACUACGACACCAUGGACGCAGGUUUCAUGGACCUGGACGGUUUCCUGUACAUCAUGUCCAGGUCUGAUGAUGUCAUCAACGUGGCAGGUCACAGGUUGUCGGCUGGAGCUCUGGAGGAGUGUGUGUUGCAGCACCCUGCGGUGGGAGACUGUGCUGUGGUCGGUCUAGAAGAUUCUCUCAAGGGUCAUGUUCCUUUGGCUUUGUGUGUCCUGAAAAACGGUGUGUCUAAAAACCAGCAGGACGUGAUCAAGGAGACGGUGAAUCUGGUGAGAGAAAACAUUGGACCAGUCGCUGCCUUCAGGAAUAUGCUGUUUGUCCGAGCGUUGCCCAAGACACGCUCCGGGAAAAUCCCUCGCUCCUCUUUAGCCAACCUGGUGAACAGGAAACCCUACAAGAUCACCCCGACCAUUGAGGACCCUGACGUGUUUGAAGACAUUGAGAAGGAGGUCCAGAAUGUCCUGAGACCUCCUGGGCUCUGACUUGGAACCAGAUGAGAACCAUGGUGGUCAGAAGACAAGGAGAACGUCAUAACCUCAACAACUGUAGAAGAGUUCCAGCAACAGCUGCCAAUACGUAGAGCUCAGAGACUUUAAUAAAAAAUAUUACAAAGCACACUUAUUACUUUUUAGGUAUUUGAAAGUCAACGCAAUGGUGUGUAUUUUAGGUAUGAAAAUUAGGGAUGUUAUAAAAUGUCAAAAAUUUUAUAUGUAAUUGUUGGUCAAAAACUACAAACUGUUGAUGAAAGUUUUGGUAAAAUUAUUUUUAAAAAUGUUAUCUUUUGCUUACAUGUUUCUCAUAAAAUAAGGUCUUUUAGAGAACAUUUUUAUCUUUUUUUUAAAAUAAAACUUUCUGUCAAAAUGUGAAC